Molecule: messenger RNA, 1425 nt
Organism: Pollicipes pollicipes
Lineage: Eukaryota; Metazoa; Arthropoda; Thecostraca; Pollicipedomorpha; Pollicipedidae
Product: protein FAM166B
Source: RefSeq, a predicted model, not a curated record
GUACACAGGCCACUGCCCGGGACUCAAGUUCGAUGUGGGUCACUCGUACGCCUGGGCGGUGCAGCACUCGCCUCAGCAGCUGCCGCGAACCCACGUGGGUCAUGUCGUGGUGAGCCCACGCGCCACCGACGCCGGCCUGGUGCAGUCGGCCCCGGUCGACGUGGUCGACCGGGGUCGAGAGGUCACGCUGGUCUCCAACGCCCCCUACCGGCCCAGCCCGCCCAAGGGCGGCAUCGCCGGCUACACAGGAUUCGUACCAGGCGGCCGGUUCGUGGUCGGCACCAACUACCGCAAGGUGGCCGACGACUGCUUCAGCGACCUGGAGCGGCGCACAGCCGAGCGGCACGAGCGCGAGGAGCGCGAGCGCCGCAGCCGCUCGCUCGGCCGGCUCUCAGCCGGCCGCCGGGUGCGCGAGACGGGCGCCGCGCCGGCCGCCGCCCUCACGAACGGCGCCGUGAGCAGCGCCCUGGACGCCAAGUACAGCCGGUACUCGGCCGGCCGCCAGGACGAGGAGCCCGUGCCCAUCCCCGGCUACGGAGGCUUCGUGCCCAAGGCGCGCUCCUCCCAGAUGGGGGUCGGCAAGCGGUUCUCGAGGUUCGCCGACGAGGGGUUCCACGCACUGCACGACCAGGUGCAGCGCUACAGGCAGAGCCACCAGCGGCCGGUCAGCGUGAGCAGACGGGACCGGAACGGAACGACCCGCUCCUGACGCGACGGCGGAACGGGAACGAAACGCCUUGGGAACGACCAGGUGGGACGGAACGGCUCGCUCCUGACGGAACACGGGGGCUGAAGCGGGGUGAACCAGAUCAUCCAUCUGCUGGCAGGACAGCUGAACUCCAAUAGCCACGAAGCGUGCCGUCCUCGAUGCGCCGGUGCCACGCCUGCGCGCUCGCCCGCCUGCCGCUGAAACCGAUGCAUCGCGUGUCUCACUGAGUGACGCCGAAUUCUCGAGUUAAUGGGGAGAUGCUGGGUAUUUAUUGUCUCAGAAAUGUCUCCUUGUUGUAAGCAGUCGAUGCACGUCGUCGCAGUGUCUCCCAGCAAGGACUGACAUCAUGCAAGGUUGUGUUGUUCUGGAGACGUUGCACAGCUUGCAAGCCGAUGCGUAUUUGUUUGACAGAAUGUUGAAUUAGAAGCGAUGUUUUUGAGAUGGUUGGGGACAUUCACCUCCGCAUUCCUCUCGGGCUUUGAAAGCGUGGCUAUUUUCAGAUGGCUCGAUGUUUGCCUGUCACUGAAUGUGUGUUUAGGAAGGCUCUACUCAUAGCGUCACUCAGUACAAAUGAGUGUGAAAAGCGCAUUUUGCACAAAAUGAGUGCCACCAUGUGAAAUGUGCAUGCUGAGUUGCAUUGAGUCAUUGCCUUGGUUAAGCAUGUCGCUACUAAAUGCCAGCACGUUGUUCGCACAGCAUAAAGGCGACCGGACGCG